AUGGAUUCACUAAAUGUUCAAACUUAUGAUGCAUUCAGGAAGUUUCAAGAACAAAAGCUUUUGAAGGAGGAUAGGGUCCAUAACACCUAUAUUUCCAAAGAGUAUAACCAACAAGAGUUCAUUGAAGAUAUAAUUGCCAAAAAUAUGAAUAUGCCGACAAAUUUUGGUAUUUUAUCGGAAACAGAAUGA
Molecule: messenger RNA, 189 nt
Organism: Sphenostylis stenocarpa
Lineage: Eukaryota; Viridiplantae; Streptophyta; Magnoliopsida; Fabales; Fabaceae
Source: the annotation of a GenBank genome assembly